AUAUACUCAUCCACGCCGGCAAGAUCGCAUGCAUGGGCAAAAGCUGCAUCCAAGAAGCUAAGACCAGGAAAACCACGUUCAUCCACUGCACCGACUCAGUGAUCUCCCCCGGCUUCAUCAACCUCCACGAACAUCUCGACUUCUCCACUUUCCGCCCCCUAGCCGACAACGGCGUCAAAGUCAACCACCGACACGACUGGCGCGUGGGAACUAGGCGAAAUGAGCGUCGCGAGACGGAAGUCAACGGCUCUGUCGCCGACGCGGUGAAAUGGGGAGAACUGCGCCACGUCUUCUCUGGCACCACCUCGAUCGUGGGCGGUCCCAUGGCGUCUGGAUUAACGCGGAAUCUGGACCACGUCGCUGGUCUAGAGGCUGGGUUGUACAACCCGGCAGCUACCUGGGCUGUCUUCCCGCUCGACGAUAUGAGCGGCAUCCUGAGAAACGGAGACUGUGAUUACGGCCCUAAUGCUACGACUGGCGAUACGGCAGGGAAAAUCUACCGGUAUUUGGCCCAUGUUGGUGAAGGCGUGGACGCAGAGGCGGCGAAUGAGUUCCAGUGCUUUUCCAGCGAGACGUACGAUGUGACGCCUGCGCCAGCAGGGGGAGGACUGAGCUACGAUAUCAUCGCUCCGAACCUAGCUCUUGUUCACGCCCUCGGGUUGACGGAGGCGGACUUCGAUCUUGUUGCUGAACGCGGUGCCCACGUCGUGUGGUCACCGCGAAGCAACGUUUUCUUAUACGGCAAGACGCUGAACGUCAGCUACCUCCUUGAAGCUGGAGUCAACGUCGCUCUGGGCACUGACUGGCUACCCUCCGGAUCUGCGACUAUGGCAAGAGAAGCUGUGUGUGCGUUAUCAGUAACAAAGGAGAGCUAUAAGAGGACUAUCGAAUCGAAGACGAUGUGGGAAAUGAUGACAAUCAACGCCGCCCACGCCGCCAGCUUCGAGGACCACAUCGGCUCCCUCGCCCCCAGCAAACUCGCCGACAUCGUCAUCUUCAGCACUUCUCCCUCCCUCUCCUACCAUGACCCCUUCGCCCGAGCCAUCUACGCCCCUGAAGAGAACAUCGAGCUCGUGAUGCGCGGCGGGAAGAUCCUAGUAGCUGGAACUGGAUUAGAGGAUCUCGCGACUGGUGCCUGCGAAAGCGUCGCGUUCGGUGAUGUGACGAAGACUAUUUGCGUAGAAGAAGAAUUGGGCGCGAGCUAUGUCGAGUUCGAGAAAAAGCUAGGAGGUGUGUAUCCUGCGAUCUUGCCUUGUGUGCCGCCGGACGAGCCGAGUUGCGAGCCGACUAGGUAGAAGGUGUGACGGGAUGGAUCGAUUCAAAGGUGCCGGCAAUAGUAUGUCAAAACUGACUCGAAAUCGCACGGACUGGCUCCACUUUAUACAUCUUGACAGUUUCAAAAGUAGUCUUUUUCGAAGAGGUCGAUAUACAAUCCGUGACAAUGGCAUGCUGAAAUUGGUCCAAUCUAGGUGCCGCGUCAAUAGUAUGCCCAGAUCAAGCCCAAAUCGCACGGACUGGCUCCCGUCCAUGCUUCUCGCGGCAUUGAAAUCAACCUAAUUCCUGUAGUCAGAUUUAGGGUCCAGGGCAAUGACAUGCUAGAGAUGGCUUAAUUUGUGUGUCACGUCAACAACAUGACCAAAUCGAGUUCAGAUCGCACGGACUGGCCCCCGUUCAUACAUCUCGCAACAUCAAAAUCAACCUAAAUUCUGGCAUCUAAUUCAGCGUGUUGUGCCGCGGACAAUCUCA
Mytilinidion resinicola is the source of this 1746-nucleotide messenger RNA. Its product is annotated as metal dependent amidohydrolase. Bases 33 to 1295 code for a protein of 420 amino acids. Gene Ontology annotation, molecular function: hydrolase activity, acting on carbon-nitrogen (but not peptide) bonds. The transcript has a single exon. The record is from RefSeq and is a predicted model, not a curated record. Lineage: Eukaryota; Fungi; Ascomycota; Dothideomycetes; Mytilinidiales; Mytilinidiaceae.